UGAAACACCGCCGGAAACAUUGCACGGCCUUCUUAUUGGUACUGAUCCAAAUUCUUCGCUGUUCUUGCGUUCAAUUCGGCAAUUCAAUUCAUGUUUUCAAAUGACAUCGUUCGGAGCAACGGAAAUAGUUAAAAAUACUGCUGCAAAUGGUCAACAAUUUAAUUCCACAUUCAAAAUCAAAGGCCAAAUUUACCACAAAGUCGGCUCAUUACUACCAAUGCCAAGCGAACCUUAUAAAUUUUUACAAAUUUACUUUAUGGGCGGCGAGGACUCCGAACGGGCACUCGCCAAUCGCGUGAAUACACGUUGCAACUAUAAUCACCUCAAUUCACCAUUUGCAACGCGCAUUGUCAGCGAGCUGGACGCUCUGUUAAAUGAGCACAACGAACUGUUGAAAUUAUUCAAAUCACAUAUGCAUAAGCUACAAAGUGACAAUCACGCUAUUUUCAUCAAUCCUGAUAGAACACCAGCUGGAGGGCAUAUACGUCGAUUCAACGCACCUGUUGUUGACGACGUGGCUGGAAUCAUGGUUGGCGACCAUACAGCUACGCGACAAAUCGUGAUUCGAAGAAGAAAUAAUUCUCUUCAGUCCAUUCCUGAUACCCAUCGUUUAUAUGAUGCUCUCCAAUAUCCACUCAUUUUUUGGAAGGGACAAGACGGAUAUUGCAUAAACCUUAAGCAACGAGAUCCGGUAACAGGAACCGAAACAAACAAGAAUAUUAGCUCAAAGGAUUUCUAUUCGUUUCGGUUGAUGAUUAGACGUGGACAGGAUUAUAUCAUUCUACGAAUUCGUGAGCUUUGCCAACAAUUUAUGGUCGAUAUGUAAGUCAAGAUAGAGAGUGAACGACUACGAUACUUGCGAUUUAACCAACAGAAGCUGCGUGCGGAAGAAUACAUUCACUUACGAGAUGCUAUCCUACCAUCAUCGUACAUAGGUAGUCCACGUCACAUGCAAGAAUACAUACAGGAUGCUAUGGAUAUAAUAUGGAUAAUAUGGACGACCUUGCUUUUUUAUUACU
Drosophila willistoni is the source of this 1019-nucleotide messenger RNA. RefSeq lists its product as uncharacterized. NCBI's taxonomy places the organism in Eukaryota, Metazoa, Arthropoda, Insecta, Diptera, Drosophilidae. Bases 101 to 826 code for a protein of 241 amino acids. The record is from RefSeq and is a predicted model, not a curated record. The transcript has 2 exons.